Messenger RNA from Lottia gigantea (owl limpet), 835 nucleotides. RefSeq lists its product as hypothetical. The transcript has 2 exons. NCBI's taxonomy places the organism in Eukaryota, Metazoa, Mollusca, Gastropoda, Lottiidae. The coding region runs from base 112 to 591 and encodes 159 amino acids. The record is from RefSeq and is a predicted model, not a curated record.
CGACAGUAUUUUGAUUCUGUACGUAACGAUACAAAGAAAUUUUGCUGAGAUAAAUCAAUCAACAACACUGGCAAUUAUAAUCAAAGUCACGAGUAAUUAAGCUUCAAGAUCAUGGACAUUGUGCCCCUUACUGGUUUGGAAAGGUUUUACAUAUAUGCUAUUCAUGGAUAUGUAACUGAAGUUACAUUUACUGCCAUUUGGGAGUUUGUGGUGAAUUUGAAUUGGAAAUUUACUGGGAUUACAAGUAUCUGGUCAUUUCCAAUAUAUGGGUUAUCAGUGUUAGUGAUAGAAUAUUUAUAUUUAAAAUUACGAGACACUAUACCAGUGUAUAUUAGAGCAUUAAUUUAUACAAUAUGGGCCUACAUGUGGGAAUUCAGCACUGGUUUUGUUUUGAAAUAUUUUGAUGCCUGUCCGUGGGAUUAUACACAAUUUGAUGGUGAUUUUAUGGGCCUUGUGACACUAGAAUAUGCACCAUUCUGGUAUUUUGGUUGUAUAAUUUUAGAACAAGUUAUUAUAAAAAAUACCAGAAAACUUUAUUUCGGUGCACCUAUUGAACAGAUAACAGUGAAAAAUGACAGAAAAAAAAAUUGAUGUCUGUUAAAAUAUGAAAUAACAUUGUUCUGUGAUGUCGCUUUGCUAUUCCACCCUAUGUACUACAAUUUAUUUUGGGACAAAUAUGAAAGUUGAUCUGGUCUGUUAAUAAAAGUCUAGUCUAUUUUCAUAUGCCAGAUUUGGGUUAAAGGAUUCUACUUGAAUCUCUAAGAACUGAUCAUUCCUGAUGACAAAUUUGUAUUUUUUUAGGAUGUCUUAUUUUUGAUAUCAUAUAAGCUUAAAU